AUGUAUGACAACAUCUCUGAUUUCACAAGAUAUGAUGACGACCAUGACCCCGAACACGGUGAAGAAGAAGUUUUACAAACAUCCAUUAAGACAGGAAAGGUUUUAACUCAAAGUCGCAUUAUUGACACCAAAGAUGGCGAAGUGGACGUUCUUCAAGAGCUGAAGAAAAAUACUUCUGAAGGAGGUGGUGGUAGGCAUGAACUUGAAAUAAAUGAGAUAGAAGAGAAAUUAGCCGAAAAAGCAGAUAAAAACCAUGUUCAUUAUAUAAGUUCAGACGAACAGAUUAUAACGGACUACCAUGGAUAUUUAACACAGGAUGAACAAAUAAGCACUGAAGAUGUUAAUGAAAGAAGAUAUAAAUACAUUCGUGAUAAAGGUUAUGACAUACGCUGUACUGUACAGUAUGACACAGGUAAAGCACAAGAAACAUUUGGUUAUAACGAUGAAAUUUAUGCCUCUAGUUUCUUUGUUAACGGUGUAUUAGUUGAACCAAGAUUUACUUUGAGAGUUAAGGCAAAAAUAACGUUUGAAGAUGCUAUUAAAAGUAAAGCUGACAAAGAUGAACUUGACGCAACGAACAAAGUUUUGAAAUCUCAUAAACACAAUAUCUCCGAUAUAAAUGAACUUCAAGCUACAUUAAAUAGUAAAGCCGACAAGAACCAUACACAUAAAUCCUUCACUACUGUUGCUAUAGAAAGUAUUGAAGGAACUGGUGGGGAUACAUUAUAUUAUAAACCUCCUAACUUUCCACAAGGUUUAACAUCGAAUGAAAACAUAACAACGACGAAAGGCAUUAGCUGUAAAAAUGUUUAUGUCAUGGAUGAUGAAAAUAAUGUUAAAUUCACUGCUCAAGAUUUAUAUGAUAAGAAAGCAGAUAAAACUUAUGUUAACGAUGAGUUAGAGAAGAAGGCGGAUAUGGAAUGGACAUCGGAGACUUUUAAAGUUAAAGCUGAUACAGGAUGGGUUUCAGGAUGUUUAGACCUUAAAGCAGAUAAAACUUAU
Messenger RNA from Trichomonas vaginalis G3, 1002 nucleotides. Its product is annotated as keratin-associated protein family. The annotation marks the transcript as partial. NCBI's taxonomy places the organism in Eukaryota, Parabasalia, Trichomonadida, Trichomonadidae. The record is from RefSeq and is a predicted model, not a curated record. The transcript has a single exon.